AUGUUGAUCCGCAAUAUUGAUGUUGAAAAGCAAGCUUGCAUGCUCGUAAACUGGUACGAGCUUUUCCGGAAAAACUCCAUCAAAUCCCUUGUCAUCCCUGUGCCGGAUGACGUUCUGGCGUAUCUGCGACGAGACAUGCUCAUCCUGCCGAAAGAGUGCACGAAUUUCACCGAUGUUGGCACCGGUGAGGGAUUUCAAACGACACACUACAACACAUUUGACGAUCAGUUCAACGAUAGUGAUACUGAUGUAGAGGACACCGAGGAAAGUGACGAACAGCCAGCAUUUCCCGCAUUUUCCCAGGCUCUGACCGAGGGGAUUCAGGCUCUUGGAGGCAACGCAUUUUUAAAGAGCGACUGGCACUGCCCCAAAGACGCACAGUGGAUAACACUUGGCCAAUCGCUGUGUGUCCGCGAUAUAACCGAUAUUUAUCAACUACUGAAAGCAUCCAGCUUUUGUAAGGAAGACUUCUCCGAACGUUCCUCAGUGAACGACAGUGGGUUUCAUGUUGUGCUAAAGAAAUGGAGAGACAUACAUCCGGGAUCGGAGUUUCGGUGCUUCGUACGCAACCGAUCUCUGAUAGCUAUUUCACCGCGUCACUGGCCCUCGUACCACGAGCAUAUUGCUCGCGAACGGACCGACAUUGUGAAUGAUAUUGUUUCGCUGUUCAAGGAAAAGAUAAAGGGCGCAUUCCCGCUGAAGGAUUAUGUGUUCGACGUAUAUCGCCCAUCAAAGGAUAAAGUCAUCAUCAUGGAUUUUUCACUGUACGGUAAGGGCCACUCCGACAGUCUGGCCUUCGAUUACGAUCAGCUUGAUGAAGAUGCAUCAGUGGCCGCGAUUGAUGAGGAAGACGAUCCUGAGUUCCGUUAUCUUCCGAAUGAUUGUGGCAUACAACCUAUUAAGCGCAACGUGUACGGAUUCCCGCAGGAUUUCUGCAACUUUUUCCAAAAUGCUGUCCCUUCUGGUGGUAGCGAUGGCGGCGCAUCCAGUGCCGAAGGCGAUAGUAACAAUCUGAUCAACCGCUUAAUCGAACAAUGCAAUCUGCAGGAGCAUCGCGAUAAUAAUGCGACAGAAGAUUCGUAA
Messenger RNA from Anopheles nili, 1083 nucleotides. RefSeq names its product cell division cycle protein 123 homolog. The record is from RefSeq and is a predicted model, not a curated record. Lineage: Eukaryota; Metazoa; Arthropoda; Insecta; Diptera; Culicidae. The coding region runs from base 1 to 1083 and encodes 360 amino acids. Gene Ontology annotation, cellular component: cytoplasm. The transcript has 2 exons.